AAACAAAAACGCAUUAACCUCAUCCUUAUUUGCUCAAUUAUAAAAUAUAUAUCUAUUUCAUAUAGAAUUUCUGAUAUAAAUUUACGUACUGUCAAUUUUAAAUUAGAUUAUUGACAAUCGUUCGUUUCCAGGCAUUGAACAGUCAAAAACGCUUUAGUCAGUGAGCAAAAUGUCUCGUCAUACCAUAUUUCGAAAAUUAAUUCCUCUUACAUGGACCACAAUAGCAAAAAGAAAAAUUGUUUCAGCACCGUGCGUUUGCAUAAGUUGCGAAAAAGUUAAACAGCCAUUCAGGUAUACGAACUACACCAAUUCUAUAAGAAUGGCUUCUCAAGAAUAUUCACAAGAUCCUCCAUCAGUUGGAUAUGAAGAUGUAAAAAAAAUUGAUGGGGCAAAUCAAUUCUUGAUUGAUGUACGAGAACGUGAUGAAAUUCGUGAAACCGGAUCUAUUCCUAAUUCAGUAAACAUUCCAUUAAGUGAAAUACAAUUGGCGUUAACACAGUUAUCACCGGAGAGUUUUUUGAAGAAAUAUGGUCGUGAUAAACCAUCACCGUUAGCGUAUAUUGUGUUCUCCUGUCGAUCUGGUAAACGAGCAAAUAUGGCUGCGCAGUUAGCUGCUAAAUUAGGAUUUAAAGACGUGGCUUAUUACGGUGGAAGUUGGUUAGAUUGGGAUGCACAAACGAAUAAAAAGGAAGAAAAGGAGGGUGCAAGCUCAGCUGCCCAAUAGGGCAUAUAUAUCUCUUAAUUUGUUCAAUAUUACGAGUUUUGUUAUUAAUAAAAAGCGUAUACAGUUAA
Molecule: messenger RNA, 792 nt
Organism: Chrysoperla carnea
Lineage: Eukaryota; Metazoa; Arthropoda; Insecta; Neuroptera; Chrysopidae
Product: rhodanese domain-containing protein CG4456-like
Exons: 5
Coding region: 170-724 (184 amino acids)
Cellular component (GO): mitochondrion
Molecular function (GO): thiosulfate-cyanide sulfurtransferase activity
Source: RefSeq, a predicted model, not a curated record